Annulohypoxylon truncatum is the source of this 1407-nucleotide messenger RNA. RefSeq lists its product as uncharacterized. The transcript has a single exon. NCBI's taxonomy places the organism in Eukaryota, Fungi, Ascomycota, Sordariomycetes, Xylariales, Hypoxylaceae. The coding region runs from base 246 to 1067 and encodes 273 amino acids. The record is from RefSeq and is a predicted model, not a curated record.
AAGAGUAUCAUUCACUAUUUAGCCAGAAUACCACGCUAACAACUCAGGUCCUUCAAACGUCUCAGGUGGGCCAGGUGGUGCAGGUGGUCAGGGUGUUCCUCAGACUGUCACGGUGGCAGGACCAGGUCAAUCAGCGGGCAACCCCGGAGGCUCGCAGGGUCAGGGCGCAACUCCAUGCCCGGAGAGUGGAUCAGGCUCAGGCUCAGGCUCAUAUCCGGGUACCGUCACUGUCACCGGCGCCAACAAUGGACCAGGCGGGGCCAACGGAGGUAGCGGUUUCUCGCCAACAGCGGUCACCAUCACUGUUCUCGGAAACCCGUCUGGAGUACCUGGAAGCAACGGAGGCGGCAACGGUGGUAACGGAGGUCCCAAUGGAAACCCCAAUGGCAACCCCAAUAGCGACCCCAAUGGCAACGGCAAUGGGGGCAACGGCAAUGGGGGCAACGGAGGAGGUCAGCUGCCAACGCACACCGUGUCGGCUCCCGGAAUCCCAGAGGGACCCAAUGGCGGCGGCAAUGGAGCUGGCUUUUCGUCACCGCUGGCUACCGCGACAGGUUCGGGAAAUCCUGGGGGACAAGGAGGUAACAACGGAGGCAAUGGAGGCAAUAACGGUGGCAAUGGAGGUAACAAUGGUGGCAAUGGGCCCAACAACGGGGGCAGCGGGCCCAACAACGGGGGUAGCGGACCCAACAAUGGAGGCAACAAUGGAGGUGGUGCCUUCGAGCCAACUGUCACCGUGUACAUCCCUCAGGGCGCAUCGGCAGGACCCAACGGCGGUGCAGGAGGGCAAGGUCUCUCGUCGCCUAACGGCGCUGGGCAAGGUGCCGCCACUCCAGGUGGCUACGGAGGAAACCCUGCCGGACAGCAAUCCGUCGGCUCUGGUUCUGGCGCAGGAUCUGGUCAAGGAUCUGGCUCUGGUUCUGGCGCUGGCCAAGGUCAAGGCAGUGGUUCUGGCGCGGGAAUUCUUACUGACUCUCCCCCAGCUGGUGGAUAUGGGGGUAGCCAUCCAACACCUCAAUCCGGAGCUGGCGCUGGCGCUGGACAAGGUCUACCGACACAUACAGUGACUAUUCCUUUAGUAACCCCGACUGCAACAGGUAAGGUUAUGUCCAUUGUCCAUUUGUGAGAUAGUACAACUAACUCUUGUGUCAUGUAGUGGCUCAGCUCCAAAGCGGCUCAACUCCAUGCGAUCAGUCAGGAGCUCUACCAACUGGCGGCGUGCCAAGCAGUGGAUGGAAUGCAACUCCCACUGAACCUUCGGUCUCUCUUCCACCCAUGCCCAGUCUGCCACCACCUGUUUCGCAAGCACCGGCAGAGACACCUACUGAGGUUGCGACUCAAUACCCGACCGGUACUGUAGGAUGUUUAUCAAUGACCACGCUGACUAUGGCUUCGAGAACGUUUUCA